CUCAUCUACUUGUCAGGCUGUCAUGCUUGUAGAACUGUUUUAUCAGAAUACUCUUCUUUACAGUCAUUGCGAAGGUGUUGCACUUCACCACAAGCCUGUUGUAAUAGCUGAUGCUAUCAGUAUAACCACUCAUGGAUCGGCUGUGUGCUUCAAGUGGCAGACUGUUUACAGCGGGGCGUUUCUGUCUGUGUAAACCAAGUUUAUGCAUGCGGAAGCACCGCAUACAAACUGGUAGUGGCAAUGGGCAAACAAAAGUAGAGGGCCUCGUAAACUCCUGGAUGCAGACAUAUGAAGAUUUUGUUGGACUCACUCUUGUUAAGGAAGCGCAGAACAAUGUCUUGCAGAGAGAAAAUAGAUUCUUGUCAUCUCAAGAAGAACGGCGUGCAAAACAACAAGAGCUUGGAACAAUCCAAUCAAGGCUGAAAUCGGUCAGUGCAGAACUUGACAAGACAAACAAAUCUGAUGAUCGUUAUCUUGACAUUGUCAAAAUGGAGCACUCCAUAAUAAGAGAAGAGCACCAGAUGCUCGAGGAUAUACGAAACCUAGAAAAACAGGAACGAGAGUAUUUUUCCCUCCUUAGUGCUGCAGUUCGUGAAGGUCACGAGAAGGAACGGGCUCAAGCAGAGAAAACAAAAUAUUGGUCAAUAAUCGGAUCAAUCAUUGGAGCAAUUAUUGGUAUCACUGGGUCAACUGUCAAUAAUUAUCUAAGAAUGAAAGAGAUGAAAGGAAUUGUACACACUUCUGUAUCCAGUAACGAGGAGUUGAAAGAUCUAUCACUCCAGCUGUGUAGUGCGGUAAGAACCCAGUUUGAUACCUUUGACAGCUUUCUGACAGAUCUAAAAUCGGCCAUUGACAAGAAAGGAAUCUCCACUGUGAGAGCCACACUCCCUGCUCCGAUGGCUAAUAAACACACCCUCCAUGAACAAACAGAUAAAAUUUUGGAAACUUUGGUAAAGCAGGAAUCCUUUCUAAAUGCAGAAAUAAAAGACAUCAAGAAGAUACUUGGCCUGUCGCGGAAGGAUGAAGAGGGAACGAGUGUUGUGUAUGUUGGGCCGGAAGUGAAGGCACUUCUACAGACAACUGAGGAUAACCUGGAAUGGAAGAUGAAGAUGAACUCCCUGGCGUCAGCAACAUUUAUAUACGGUGCCCUUGCUCUCACAAUACCUAUCAUCCUGUCCUUCUUUAAGGGAAGCUGAAGUAACAGUGUUCUUUUAGGUUCUAUAGGAGUGAGUGAGUGAGUUGGGCUUUACUCUGCUUUUAGCAAUAUUCCAGCAAAAACCAUCUUCCCGAGGCAAAUGAGUUAACUGACUAUUAAAAGUCCAGUUUCCACCCUUGCCAAACUAGCCGAACUUGUCCAUGUGGGGAAUAGAACCCGGGUCUUAAUGUCUAGGCUUCCCCACCACCCCCAGGCUAAUAGGAAAAAUGUGUAUCAAAGACACCUAAAAAAACACCUUAAGAUUUAUUUAUUUAUCAGCCCAACUUUUCAAUUAAAUGUAGCGGACUAGUCAUGCAAGAUGAACCUGUAGAUAUCUAUGUGGACAUUUGAUGUAAAGGAUGGAGGUCUUCUCUGCUCUGAAGAUAUGACACUUUUGUCCAAUAUGUAGUACAUCACCUUUGACUUGCAAACAAGUUGAUUCUAAUCCUGAAAACACAAACAGCACCUAGAGUUUGUGAUGAUCACUUUUGUGUGGCUUGAUGAGAAUCCUGAUGAACGGUUUAUUGCUUUAAUCAAACAAAGUAGAGAUUAUAAGAAAAACAUUGUGAAAUUUGUAAUAUUUUCACAAAUCCUUCAAAAGAUGUUUUUGAACCCAUGAUGAUAAUGGUUUUAAUAACAUCAAGUAUAGAUCAAAUGACGUAGAUGCGUUGUUUAUGUGAAAUGAUUGGAUUGUUCAUUUAUUGGGUUCUUCGAAUCUUAGGAACACAAUCUCUGUGUAUAUGUCCUCAGAGGCUGAAAUGUUGCAUGUAAGAGUGUGUUUGUUUCUGUAAUAUGUAGGUUAUGAAAUGUGGAGUGUAUGGGAUGUGGCUGAGAUUAGACGUCAUUAGGUACAUUGAUUAUAGAGUAACUGAUUCAUGACACAAGUCCUGAUUAUUACAGUAGUCUUAAUUAUUACAUUGCUUGCAGUGAGUUAAUUUGAUUGAUUGAGGUUUUGUCAAUUGAAGAAUAUGGAAGAUGGCCUCAAAUCUUGACAAGGCCAGGGAAGGAGCAUGGUUAAAGAUAAUAAGCACCAUGCCUCUUUUUAAGGGCUUAGGGUUUAUUAUUUUGCUUUUUGAGGCCCUUAUUAUUUUACGAGCUAACAUCACAUUUCUUGCAUGUUUUCAAAAGCACAUCACCUGAUUCUAUGUCAGAUUGCAUGGUGGUGUAGCAGACAGUACCUGCAAUAUAAUAAUGGUAAAAGCAUAACACAAGUAGCAAUAGACAAACAAGUAAUUAGAACAUUUAAACAGUUAUUUGCAUUAGAUGGAUUGUUACGCCGUUUGUUGGAUGAGGAAUAUUAAGGUCUGUGAUUUAUGUGACAUGUUACUGUGUGAUAAUUGCCUGUUGAGAAUAUGUUACUGAAUAAAAUCGGAGAUUGAGUUGUUUCGGCUGUGAAA
Molecule: messenger RNA, 2592 nt
Organism: Haliotis rufescens (red abalone)
Lineage: Eukaryota; Metazoa; Mollusca; Gastropoda; Lepetellida; Haliotidae
Product: mitochondrial potassium channel-like
Exons: 2
Coding region: 132-1196 (354 amino acids)
Source: RefSeq, a predicted model, not a curated record